Paralichthys olivaceus (Japanese flounder) is the source of this 4481-nucleotide messenger RNA. The record is from RefSeq and is a predicted model, not a curated record. NCBI's taxonomy places the organism in Eukaryota, Metazoa, Chordata, Actinopteri, Pleuronectiformes, Paralichthyidae.
UUGUAUCACCUGCAUGAAACUGGCAAAAUGCAUAGAGACAUAAAGGGAGCCAACAUCCUCCUGACAGAGAGAGGAGACGUGAAACUGGCUGAUUUUGGAGUGGCUGCAGAGAUCAGCGCCUCGGUGGCCAAAAGGAAGUCUUUUAUAGGAACGCCCUACUGGAUGGCUCCAGAGGUGGCUGCGGUGGAAAAGAAGGGGGGCUACAACCACCUGUGCGAUAUCUGGGCCGUCGGAAUCACUGCCAUCGAGCUGGCCGAGCUCCAACCGCCCAUGUUUGACCUUCACCCAAUGCGAGCACUGAUGUUGAUGUCCAAGAGCAACUUCCAGCCUCCAAGACUAAAGGAUAAAUCCAAGUGGUCUGCGGGUUUCCAAAGCUUUGUGAAAAUGGCUCUCAUUAAAAAUCCUCGUAAAAGGCCCUCAGCUGAGACGCUGCUGCAGCAUCCAUUUGUGACACAGCUACUAACCCGCAACCUUGUGAUUGAGCUUCUGGACAUGGCCAACAACCCUGAGCUCCACUCUACCCACACUCACAGCCUGGACGACACGGAACUGGAGAUUGGGGAAAUGGCUCCUGACAAGAUUCAGUCAGCCGGGAAACACCUGCCUGUAGAGAGGACCCUGUCUGAAGAGCAAUUUGAUCAAGUAAAGUUUGGACCCCAGCUAAGAAAAGUCACGGAGCCCUAUCCGGAUAUGCAGGGUUCUUAUGAUGAUGACUGGAGUCUGUCUGGAGAGGAAGACAGCUCACCAAGUUUAACCAUUAGGAGGGCGCCAUCUACUGACGGAGGUAAGAAGAGUGGUCUGUUCAGUCCGUCUACAGCGUCCCUGCCGGCCUUCAGCUCUUUAACUCCCAACACAGACGACAAAGACCAGACGCUGAGACCGAGCUGCACACUUGGCCCUGACGCCGCCAUCACCGCUGACUCCCCCUCCACUACAGCCUUGGCUAGGUGCUCAGCCUCACAGGACAUCAGACAGCGGUGCAGUAAUCCAUGUCUGCCUGCGGGGGACGCUGUAACACCAGAAAAGAGGAGGGUUACCAAUGUUUCUUCUGCGAAACAAGAGACACCGCUGUCACCUGAAUGGAGCACACUAAGGAAACAAACGGAGAACUCUAGGGCUGACUGUCAUGGACUUCCUCCUACCCCUCAAGUCCAUAUGGGAGCCUGCUUCUCCAAAGUCUUCAAUGGUUGUCCUCUUCAAAUCCACUGUGCUGUCACCUGGAUUUUACCUAAAACAAGAGAUCAAUACCUUAUUCUCGGGGCAGAGGAGGGCAUCUACACACUGAACCUCAACGAACUUCAUGAAGAUACACUAGAGAAGCUGCUGCCUCAGCGUUGCACGUGGCUAUAUGUGAUGAACAAUGUGCUGAUGUCUGUCUCAGGGAAGUCGUCGCAGCUUUAUUCCCACAGUCUGACGGCUCUGUUUGAACAGGGAGGACACGUGCAGAAGAAACACAGCAGUCUGUCGCUCAGCACAAACCGCUUUACUGAGAGGAUCAGCACCAGAAAGUUUGCCAUAUCGGCGAAGAUCCCCGACACUAAAGGCUGUAGGACAUGUAGCGUAGCAAGAAACCCAUACACAGACAGCACGUUUCUGUGUGGGGCUGUUCCGUCUGGCCUGGUUCUGCUGUUGUGGUAUGAGCCUCUCCAGAAGUUCAUGCAUCUAAAGCACAUCGCGAUGAAGCUGCCGGACUCCCUGCCAGUCUUUGAGCUGCUGGUGUUGGUAACAGACGAGUUCCCCCAGCUGUGCGUCGGAGUGAGAGACUGCGGUAACGGGAAACCCCCGACCAGCCAGCAGCUCCAGUUUGAUAUCAUCGAGCUGAACGGCACCCCUGUUUCAGUACCAGACGGUGGAGCACUGAGGGCGGAGCAGGUGACCCAACUGGACAGGGACACCGUCCUCAUCGCGGUAGAAAAAACUGUUCGGAUUGUGAACCUGCGAGGACUUCCAUCCAAAGAGCUGGCUGCUGAAAUGGUCUUUGACUUCCCCAUCGAAACACUAGUCUGCUUACAGGACAGUGUGCUGGCCUUCUGGAAACAUGGCCUCAAAGGGAAGAGUUUUCAUUCAAAUGAGGUAACACAAGAGAUUACAGAUGAGAGUCGAGUCUUCAGAGUUUUGGGAACGAGCAGGGACAUUAUCCUGCAGAGCACACCCACACAUGACCCGUCAGCUCUGAGCAACCUGUACAUCCUCACCGGACAUGAGAGCAGCUACUGAGAGGAGAUGAGUCAUCUUCCUCAAAAGAAGCAGUAGCAAGACACCAGCACCAAGUGAUCGCACCGACUCUCCGCUGAGACAGACGAAUAAAUCAGCGUGGGAUGCAGUUGCCUGCGCAGACUCGCGCUCUUUUUUUUUGUCAGGCAACAAGACUGUAAAAGACUCAGAGACUUGUCAACAAGCUAAGUGAGUUUCUAACUCUUGAGUGUCCUAAUUAAAACUGCAAAAGCCGAGACUUUCAUGUAAAAUGAAUCCGUCCUCCCAGCCGAAGUCACAGUGUGGCUGCUACAGGUCCAAAGAUCUCCUGCUGUCAUUCCGAACCUUAGACAACAUGGACAUAGCAUUUGUGACAUCACGCACAAUCUUCCGAGCUGAUGUUUGGAAGCUCUCAUCCGAGUUUGCUUUCGUCUCUGUCAGCGACUGGAGCCGCGACGCCUGAGAGGUACCGAGGAGGGACGAAGAAGCUGCAGCAGAGUGUGAUAGACUGAGAAGCCUGUCAAUCAAUGACAUGAAUAAACCUUGAUACUCCCAUUAAUAAACAGUCAUUCAUAUAAUUGCUAGUAGAAGGUGUGAUGGAACAUUUCAAGGGAUUUCUGUGGCGUCUGAGCACAUCUAGUGGCCAUUGCUGACACUGCAGCUUGGAACUACAACAUGCAACUAUGUAUUUUUACUUAGCAUCUUAAAAAGCAUUAUAUAUUAUACCUGCAGGGAGAAUUGUGUUUCUUUUAUUCUGAACUGUAUUGAGCAGGUAGAUAAUCAGAGGCGUCCGCUCCAUGAAAACAGCUCAGGCUUAGUGCCCAACAGAAUGAGUUAUUUCAUUACAUUGGCUAUAGAGAGCGCUGUUGUACAGAAAACGUUGCAUAUGUUGCUUUUGCUAAACAUCAGCGCCCUCUUUAUUAGUUCAUUGCUUUAAAGCAUCUCAACUUCGGCUUCACUCCUCGGCCAUAGGGUUUGCCUUAUAUAUUUUUGCCUUUGCAUAUUUCUCUCCACACUGUUUGUAGCCAUAGUCAGGUCGGAAUUACUAAAAAAGCAGUUUCCAACUUGUAAAUACUGUCCACGUCAACAUCCAUGUCGUGAUUACACCUGGUAAACUCAAUAUAUUCAAGAGAAACCCAGUUUGUCUGUAAAAGUAAUUAAACACAGAUUUCUAGUGCUGACACUUCCAGGUCAUAACCACGGAGAUCUUUAUCCAUCUCUAACAUUCAUCACAUGUGAGAUAAAUGAGGCUAGAUAUUCUUAUUUUAUUCUUCCUCAACUUUACUUCACUGUAAAGAAGUACUCGAUCAAAAACCUGUGAUUAGAGAAUCAACCAUUUACUGUUGAUGUGGAAAGUGGCUAUGAAAUUGGUAGUUGCAGUGUAGCACUUGAAUUAUGUGUGUAAUCUAGUAUUACUCUUCCUUAUGAACAGUAAAAGUCACAGGCAUAAUUCCAACCACUGGUCUAAGUUUAAACACAGUGUGGGGACCAAUCAAGUCUUCAGAUUAAAUCUCAACAGAAUUCCAACCCUGCAUCAUGGUGUUAGUCAGCUAUUAACAAUCUGUUUUCCACUGGUCUGUCAGAAAUCCUGAUUUGAUUACAGUUAGGACAGUUUGUAUGCUAAUGUUACCUGCCAGUACAAUACUGGAUACCCCGGAAAUAUGGGUUGAAACACUCUUGUAUCAUGUUUUGGAUUUGUAGAAGGAAAAAUGAAAGAAACCCUCGACAGGAAAAUAUCUGACGUGAUCGAGGCAAGCUUAAAAAGGCUGCAGUGCUAAAUGUACAUAUUGGACAAUGUCGAUCUAAAAAAUUACAUGUAAAUGUACUUUGUCAAGGUGUUAGCUUUGCAGCAUUCACAUUAUGUGCCACCAUAUUGGGAGCCGUUAAAGGCUCAUUCCAUUGCAGUAAGUCAAACACAGCUUUACCCCAUGAUCUGUGAUGUCACUCCUUCAUUCCUAUUAAUAACUCAACUUACAUAAAGGGUAAAUGUACAUUUGAUUAAAAUGGGUGCCAUAUAAACUGAAUACAAACAGUUACACGCCUGCUUGGCUGACCAAAAUGAAAAUUCCACUACAUUAGUAUUGUGUGUAUUGAUAUUUAAGUUAUUUAUGGAAAGACAACUGUAUGAGUAACACUCACCUUUCCCUGACAGAUACUUGAAGGACAUAAUAUGGAUAUGGGUAUUUGUUUGUUAUUUUGUAUAAAUUCUAUGUAGGUUGUAUAACCAUACAGUAUAUUACACAACUGAGAUUGUAAUAUGCAAAAUAAAGAUUUUAAUAAACCUUAAA